This is a messenger RNA of Diaporthe citri, 864 nucleotides long. RefSeq lists its product as uncharacterized. Bases 1 to 864 code for a protein of 287 amino acids. The transcript is spliced from 2 exons. Lineage: Eukaryota; Fungi; Ascomycota; Sordariomycetes; Diaporthales; Diaporthaceae. The record is from RefSeq and is a predicted model, not a curated record.
AUGGUCACAUACUACUGCAAUGACGAACAUUACACAACAAAGGCCCGGGUCAGGACACAGAGCAGGAACAGAAACCACAGUGCUGAGAAAGCCUCGGAACGCCUGCACGCGACCGUCGCCGACCUCAUCCCUGUCAUAGAUGUCCGACAGGGCCAAUACGAGGCAGCGUACAGGUUUAUCUACGGGAAAACGAAACACAGAGUCCGCAGACCAAAUGACCAGGUCCCGGCGGUUAGACUCGCCGAGGCGCGCCGAAGCUUUAGGGAAAUCCAUUUGAACGCCAGCCUGGGCCAUCAAGUUAUCCUCACCUUGAUGGCAAUCAGGGCGCUGCGACACGUCCAGGAUAUAAUGAACUUGAACGUCGCUUUUGGCCAACGCGGCACAAAUGAACGUGGGAGAGCUCUCCCACAAGAAAUCAUCGAUCUCGUGUGCGAGCACCUGGGCAGCGUCUUCCUCGAGAACCUCUUCGGCUUCGAUCUCAGCAAGGCCACGUCGUACGCCUCAUGGAGGCGAAGCAAGAUACGGGAGAUGCAAUGGGUGGUCACAAAGUGCGUGUACGACACUGCCCGCAGCAACAAGCAUAUCUGGCUGCAGAUGCUGGACACGGAUAGGUCUGCGGCUCCCGGCAAGUUCGGCCAGUUUAGCACCAAAGAGGGCUGGGACGUGGAGAAAAUGGCCGGGGUGGUUGCUGUUCGACAGUACCAGGUGUGGAUGGAGACACCCGGGUCCUUUGACAUCCUUAGGAAGGCCAUGGCGAAGGCGGCCAGAUGGGGUUCUGAGCAGGGGUACUGUUGGCCGAUUGAGCGUCAAGUCGAACUAGACUACAUUGAGGGUAUGCCAGUACCUCAUCAUUAUCACACGUAA